AUGAUAUUGCUUGCCUGUCUGUUUUCUCUGUCUUCACCAGUCUGUUUAUAUCACUCUGCCUUCACCAGUCUGUGCACAUCUCUCUGUUUACCUCAGUCUGUUCAUAUAUUUCUGCCCACCUCUGGCUCUGUUCAUAUACCUCUGUUCAAUAGAGUCUGUUCAUAUCUUACUGACCACCUGAUUCUAUUCAUAUCUUUCAGCCCACUAUUCAAAUCUCUUUUGCAUACCCGAGUCAGUUCAUAUCUCUUUUGUGUUCCUGAGUCGGUUCACAUCCCUUUUGCGUUCCUGAGUCGGUUCACAUCCCUUCUGCGUUCCCGAGUUGGUUCACAUCCCUUUUGCGUUCCCGAGUUGGUUCACAUCCCUUUUGUGUUACCAUGUCGGUUUACAUCCCUUUUGCAUUACCGUGUUGUCAGUUCACAUCUCUUUCGCAUUAGAAGGUCAGUUCAUACCUCUUUUUUCUUACCCGAUUCGGUUCAUACCCAGUUUUUUUUUUUAUUCUUACCCGAGUCAGUCCAUACCUCUUUUUUUCUUACCCUAGUCGGUUCAUACAUCUUUUUUCCCUACCCAAGUCAGUUCAUAUCUCUUUUAAUUCUACCUGAGUCAGUUGAUAUCUCUUUUGCGUUACUGAGUCAGGUCAUUUCUCUUUUGCGUUAUCAAUUCAGUUCAUAUCUCUUUUUUGUUAUUGGGUCAGUUCAUAUCUCUUUUUGUGUAAAUGAGUCAGUCCAUAUCUCUAUUUGCAUUACCAAGUCAGUCCAUAUCUCUAUUUGCGUUAACGAGUUGGUUCACAUCUCUUUUUUCCUGCCCAACUCGUUUCACAUCUCAUUUUUCCUACCCGAGUUGGUUCACAUCUCAUUUUUCAUACCCAAGUCGUCCCACAUCUCAUUUUUCCUACCUGAUUCGUUCAUAUCUAAUUUUUUUACCCAUGUUAGUUCAUAUCUCAUUUUUCCUACCCGAGUGAGUUCAUAUCUCUUUGCUGGCCUUAUUCUUUACACAUUUCAUUGCCUACCUGAUUCUUUACACAUUUCAUUACCUACCCGAUUCUUUUCAUAUGUCUUUAUCUAUCUGAUUCUUUUCACAUAUCUUUGCCUACCUAACCUACCUGAGCCUGGUCAUAUAUCUCUUGGCCUACCUGAGCCUGGUCAUAUAUCUCUUGGCCUACCUGAGCCUGGUCAUAUAUCUCUUGGCCUACCUGAGCCUGGUCAUAUAUCUCUUGGCCUACCUGAGCCUGGUCAUAUAUCUAUCGGCUUACCUGAGUGUGGUCAUAUAUCUCUCUCUCUACCUGAGCCUGGUCAUAUAUCUCACUGCCUAGCCGAGUCUGUUCGUAUAGUCUUUUCAUAUCUAUCUAUCUAUCUAUCUAUCUAUCUAUCUAUCUAUCUAUCUAUCUAUCUAUCUAUCUAUCUCUGUUCAUUUGUAUCUUAA
Acanthosepion pharaonis is the source of this 1419-nucleotide messenger RNA. Lineage: Eukaryota; Metazoa; Mollusca; Cephalopoda; Sepiida; Sepiidae. The record is from the annotation of a GenBank genome assembly.